This is a messenger RNA of Trichobilharzia szidati, 1229 nucleotides long. The record is from the annotation of a GenBank genome assembly. Lineage: Eukaryota; Metazoa; Platyhelminthes; Trematoda; Strigeidida; Schistosomatidae.
GCUGUCGGCGCUCAACAGCAGAUGGAAUGUCAGGGAAUGUUGAAAACGCCUACGUUUCAUUGUCACGUUUGCUGUCUACGGCUAAAAUGAGCAUGGUUCAAUUCUUUCAUCGCGUUAGGAAAUGGGCUGACAUGACUGAUAUGGCGGAUGAGAUGAGAGACCGUCUCGAACUACUGGAGCGUCAAUUUUCUGUUUCGUCUGUAGUUUUCCGCAAUUUCGGUCGGUCAUUUGGUGUCCUAUUUUCCGACACGGAUUAUGAAACUAGUCAAAUGCAUCCUACGGGUUCAGAUUUAUUCCGAUUGACGUGGCUGUUAUUCAUUAAGUCUCGAGCGAGUUUUCCAGCAGUCACAGAUGAUUUGGUCAACUCCUACCACUUAUUGGCGUGUUGUUUAGACUGGGUGUUAGGAGCAACUAUGGUUUCCAGAAGACGUGAUUUAAUCAAUAUGGAACAAAAUGGUUUGCCCAGGGAUUUUUUAAAUGCAGUCGCUCAAAACAAAACCUGGUGUCCACCGCAUGAUCAACCGACCUGUAUGCUGCGUCCAAUAUGUGAGGAUAACGAUGUUAAUUAUGUUGAGUGUAAAACUGUGAAACAGCACUUUUUCCGAACGUUCACGGCGCGAUUAAUCGAAAAAGAGUUAAUAAAAAUUCAUCCCUCGGUUCUUGGAAGUUUAUUAGAACCAGAAAAUUUUGAAGCAACACUUCAAAAUUUAAAUAAUAAUUAUGAAGAAUACAUCAUUGGAACUGGAGAUUUCGAUGAACGUAUUUAUCUUAAUCCGAAUGCAGCUGAAGAGAUUGGGUCGAUUGGAGAAAGUUGUGUACAAUCGGAAUUUCAUUUACCUGCAGGCUUAACACCAUCUGCACGUCGAUAUAUGCUUGAGGUGAGUAAUUCAGGUUUUGGUGGCUUUACUGAAACUACACGACGUGGUAAUGCCAAUGCUGGAACUAUCAGUCGUCUUAACGGAGGUGUUAAUUUCUGCAAUCCGGAGGCGAGAAGUCAAAAUCUCAAUCAAUUACAAAUCUUAUUAAAUGGUCGAAAUAAAGAGCCAAGUGAAGCCUUAGCUGAUCUAAUUAAAGCGCAUUGUUCAACAUCCCCCCUUCCUGUAAUCCGUCAACGGCUUGAAGACUUAGGUGUACAAUUUCAACGUGCCUAUGCUGGACUAAAAACUUCAACUACUACUACUACUACUACUACUACUAGUAGUAGUGACAUCGACGUCAACAGCAACUAG